Molecule: messenger RNA, 1449 nt
Organism: Penicillium lagena
Lineage: Eukaryota; Fungi; Ascomycota; Eurotiomycetes; Eurotiales; Aspergillaceae
Product: camp independent regulatory protein
Exons: 1
Coding region: 1-1449 (482 amino acids)
Molecular function (GO): DNA binding
Source: RefSeq, a predicted model, not a curated record
AUGGUCAACGGCGCUGCGGCGGUGCUGGAGCCUACCUUCACCGGGUACGUUGCCACAACCCAAGAUGCGCUGCUCCUUUUCGAGGCCUGCUUGACCGGGGUGCUACAUCAUGUUCCCCGCCGGCCGCACGAUCGCGAGCGCAGCCAGUUGGUGCGCAGCGGCAGCGUUUUUAUCUACGAAGAGAACUCCUCCGGCAUCAAGCGAUGGACCGACGGAGUGACCUGGAGUCCCAGUCGCAUCCUGGGCAACUUCCUAGUCUACCGGGAGUUGGACAAACCAUUCCCGCCCGGUGAGAAGAAGCGCGCGAUGAAAAAAGGCAACCGACGCCCCACGCCCGCAACCCGGCCGGGGGAGCCGUACCCGCGACACGACAGCAACGGCCCGAGUUAUUCACCUACUUCUCCACAGGGCUCGUUCGGAGACCGGCCCCAUCAGUCAGAGGUGGAGCGGGCAUUGGUCGGGUCGCUGGUCGAUUCGUACGGGUUCAAGGACUCGGGUUUGGUCAAGAAGACGAUGAGCGUGACGGUCUCGGGGGUGACACACCACCUGGUGUCGUACUACAGCGUGGACGAUGUGAUGCGCGGAGCGCUGAACCCACCCUCGAUGGUGGACUCGCUGCGCUACCUGCGACCGCGCCCCGAACUUACCCAGAAACAGAGCUUCCGUGCCCCGAUCGACGAUCUGGAGACCGGCGCCAUCGAGAACCCGCACGACCCAUCCCACACCCUCUACGGCUAUCGCCCACAGAUGAUGGCCCCACCAGGGUACGGGAUGCCAAACCCAUCGACCGACUUCUACAUGCAUGCCAGCCCUUACGCCGCCACACACCCUCCACAGACAGGACCCGGCCCGAUCCCAGCAUACUCGAUGGCAUCAUCUUUGCCGGGACAGCCCGCGCCAAACCCUUACCUGCCAGCCCCCGGCUCGGCGACCAUGCAGCCCAAGCCGGAAGAUUACCAUGCCUUCCGCGCGGGGCCAUACGGCGGCAGUAUGGAUUCGGCGAUGAGCCACGGAUCUAUUUCCUCCAUCCCGGGCGCGCUCAACCCGGCCAUGUCCGGGUCGCUGGGUGAGCGCAACCGAUCGACCUCCGACCACAGCCAAUCAGCCUACCGCAACUCAUCCAUCUCGUCGCGCAGCGCCGUCACUGAUGCCACGUCCCCGUUGGACCCCUCGACACCGGCUACCUACUCGCGCAGCAGCUUUAGCCUGUCCGGCCAACUCGACACGACUCCGAGCGCGUCCAUCGACACACCCCGUGGCCUUGGCCUUGAUCCUAGCGUGCCGCGCCGAGAAUCACAUCCGGUUCAACCGGGAUACUAUGCUGGUGCCGACCGCCCUCAAUACUACAUGGGCGGCCCAGGUCCGAUGAACAAUCAUCCUGCGCAUUACGCAACCGCACAGCCGCUCUCGACAUGGACAACGACUGCCCCCGCGCAGCCCCAAAUAUGA